AUGGCACCGCCGAAAACCGCCCGAAGCGGUCAAGACGACUCCAGGCCUGACGCCUCGACGCCGAAGGAGAAGAAUGGAAGCGGCGCCACGACUCAGUCGAACGGCAAGAUGCGGAGGGUUGCGAGCAGCGCGGGGUCAAACUUGCGCGAGGUGACAAAUGCAAAUGCCACAAAAAAUGCAGCAGCUCCAACAGCAACUACAACCACUGGCAGUGUACCAGAGCCGGCUAGCCCAGGACUGCAAUGGCCUGCCUUUGACAGGGACGUUCUCCAUGCCUACCGUCGGGCGUAUCGCCUCAAGACUCCCAGCUCCUUCGUUAGCGAUCACCACCAAUGGGUCCUCACUCAGCCGGGAAGCAUUGGUCUCUAUUCACCGACAAUUGCUAGACGCAAAGAAUAUAGGAGGCAGACCAAGGACCAAUUGACCAGCGCAGUGCGGAGGCACUUCAACGGCCUAGGAGCCCAAGAAAACGAUAUCAUCGUCGACUUUCUCCACAAGAUCAGAUGUCAGAGUGCGUCCAAGUGGAGGACGCGAAGACCCGAACAUGUAUCCCAGGAUCUUGAGCGAUGA
Messenger RNA from Canariomyces notabilis, 570 nucleotides. RefSeq lists its product as uncharacterized. NCBI's taxonomy places the organism in Eukaryota, Fungi, Ascomycota, Sordariomycetes, Sordariales, Chaetomiaceae. Gene Ontology annotation, molecular function: protein binding; transcription coregulator activity. Gene Ontology annotation, cellular component: histone deacetylase complex. Bases 1 to 570 code for a protein of 189 amino acids. The transcript is spliced from 2 exons. The record is from RefSeq and is a predicted model, not a curated record. Gene Ontology annotation, biological process: regulation of DNA-templated transcription.